Molecule: messenger RNA, 1278 nt
Organism: Meleagris gallopavo (turkey)
Lineage: Eukaryota; Metazoa; Chordata; Aves; Galliformes; Phasianidae
Source: RefSeq, a predicted model, not a curated record
GCUGAUGCUCUGAAGCACUGUGCUAUGUGUGUUAAUGAGCUGCUGGGCAUCAGUUCACUGCUGAUGUUUAUACAUCGGUGCUCACCCAGCCUGGUGCCAGCCUGUGACCUGGAUCUGCUGCACUGCCUCACAGAAUAGGGCUGCAGGGAGGCAUCAGUCCUAACCCCUCUGCCAUACAGCUUUCCCUACUGCCUUACAGGGCACAUCCCAAACAGCUAUCCAUCAAAGGAUGUGGGGAUACACAUACCUCAAAUAUUUACGGUGCCUGCACUUUGAGACUGAGACAGUUCACUCACAUCUGUGUGCGGGCCACUUUUAAAACAUCAAAAUAAACCAUCUGGCUGCGCAACUGUUUCUAAUUACUCCCCUGCCUAGACUGUAAACUUCAGGGUUUGGCACCGGCCUCCCUCCCAGAGCGCUGCCCAAAUCCCGCUCCCAGGCAGCUAAUCACCGCCACUGCAGCGCGGGGGGAGCAGCCCUGGAGCUGGGCUUGUCCAACUCACAGCUCUCCACACGCCCAGCGGCUCUGUCCGUCCAUCCGUCUGUCCAUCCGUUGUCUGUCCAUCUAUCCAAGGGAGGCAGCAGGAGCACGGCCGGCACAAUGCAUGCACAGGGGCUGCUGGGACUGGUGCUGCUGAUGGUGUCGGUGGGCUCCCUGCCCAGUCUGCGGCCUGCCACCCUCCCAGCCCUACGGAGCUCCUUGGGCAGCCCUGUUUUGUGUCUCCUGCCCCGUGCUGAGGCAGAGCUCCAGUGCCGCGUCCCAGGGGGCCUACUGUGCAGUGGCAGGGGCAGGUGUGACUGCGGGGUCUGCAUCUGCCAAGUGACGGAGGCUGGCAAAUACUAUGGGCCGCUAUGCGAGUGCCAAGACUGGGUGUGUGAGGUCUACGACGGGAAGGUCUGUGCAGGUAAGGAAGCUACUGUGGCGACUGGAGCUUUAGGAAAUUAAGAGUUUAUAUCAAGUCCGGAAAUAUGUUGGAAACACAGCAUGUAGAUAGAGCAGAGAUACAAUCAUCUAUGCAUCUUACAGUUUUGUAAGAUAAUAGAAUCAUUUAGGUUGGAAAAGAUCUUUGAGAUCAUCGAGUCCAACCAUAAUUUAGGAUCUUUAAUUUUUAACCAUUAAUUAGUUGUUUUAACUGAGAGUCAUGGGAAAACUCUAAAUGGGGUUUUUGGCAGAUUGGAAGACAUUAAAUGUCACAAGUCAAAGGAACUGCCUCUGCCAUAAGGUGGGACUUUGCCCACUUUUUAGCGGCAAGGGAAAAAAGUAGGAGUCACAUUGGU